UCGUCCCCUCUCCGAGACUCCAAGCUUCUCGCCAAUGGAAGCUUCCGUUUCCGUUAGGUUCCUCGGUUCCACCGCGGCCUUCCACCGCUGCCGCCUCCCUCUCUCCCGUCGCUUCAUCCAAAACCCCAACCCCAGAAUCCUUACUAGAAACGGCGGUCUCUCUCCGAUCUCUCCCCUCCUUCACUUCCCCUCCUCCAACGCCCCUUCUCUCCCUCGCACCGCCCUCCGAUCCGCCCCGUUACCCAGUUCGCCGCUUCCUCCCUUCGGCUUCUUCCUAUCAUUUUCCUUUUUCCCCAUCUUCCCCUCUGCUCCUCCCCAGGAACGCCUCGAUUGCUUCAACUCCGAGCCAGAGGAGGGAUUUUUACAGUGGGAUCGGAGUUGGGAAGGCUUGGAUGGGGGAAGUCUAAGGUUCUGCGGGGGAAAGGGGGCGUCCUGGACGGUGGUGCUGCUGGGUUGGCUGGGGGCGGAGCAGAGGCACUUGAAGAAGUACGCGGAGAUGUAUAAUUCUAAAGGGAUUAGGUCGGUGCGGUUUGUUGUGCCAGUGAAGGACGUAGUGGGGUUUGAUUUGGGGAGGAAGAUCGAGGGGAGGAUUGCUGGAUUGACUCGGGAGCUGGUUUCCUGGUGCUCGGAAAGGGAGGAGGAUGGGAGAGAACGGCAUUUGCUCUUCCACACCUUCAGCAAUACUGGGUGGCUGGCUUAUGGUCAGAUACUUGAGAAUUUGCGAUCAAGGACUGAUAUUAUUGAGAAGAUCGGAGGAUGUAUUAUUGACUCUGGACCUGCCCCAGAGAUAAGUCCUCAGGUCUGGGCUGCAGGAUUUUGUGCUGCCCUGUUGAAAAAAGAUAGCUCAUUAACGCACUCUUCAGUGAAACCUAUGGAAGAAGGAAAAAUGAAUGGUGAUUUCAAUAGAUUAAAUACAAAAGACAUCAGACCACGAUUGAUUGAAAUGAUUCUUUUGUCAAUUUUAGCAAAAUUCUUCUCCAUACUUUUGAUGCUGCCAGAUGUAAAUCGGAGGCUGAGCAAGGUCAUCUCCAUUCUAUCAAAGGACCAGCCUCUGUGUCCUCAGCUCUAUCUUUACAGCUCAGCUGAUAAGGUGAUUCCGGUUCACUUGGUUGAAAGCUUCGUCAUGGAGCAGAAGGCACUGGGAAGAAAUGUUUAUACACAUGAUUUUGGUUCAUCGUCACAUGUUAACCAUUUCAGGAGUUAUCCCCAUAUAUAUUCUGCUAAAGUUUAUGAAUUUAUUAAAGAGUGCUGUUCUGCAAGAGUUUGACCUGGCUCUAGAUUACAGGUCCAACUUUAUUUCGGUUGGGUCUCAUUUCCCAGUAAGCUAUUGAUUUGUUGAAGACCUUAGGAAAUAACAAACGCUAUCUUCUUCUGUCUUCUGAGUUAAUGUGACAGGUGUGCAUUCCUUAUUUCAAACAUCAAUGAUGCUCCCAUGCUGGGGGAUAUGAAGCCAACAGGAGGUUGACAGGGAUCAAAGUUAGGAUUUCAUGGAUUAACUUCUAAAUGAUUUCAUACCUGCUUUUGUCCUCGGAGGGGGUUCGCUCCUCUCUUUUUCUUAAAAGACUACGUAUGUGAUUUUGAUUUCUUGUGCAUACGAUCAGAUGGAUAUCCUCUUUGUGUUCAAUCUAUUGUAUCCAUAUUCAGGUGACACAUUGGAUUUCCAGCAUUUGGAAGCACCUAUCGACAAAUUGGCUGGAUUUGUCCUCGCA
Elaeis guineensis (African oil palm) is the source of this 1709-nucleotide messenger RNA. RefSeq lists its product as uncharacterized. NCBI's taxonomy places the organism in Eukaryota, Viridiplantae, Streptophyta, Magnoliopsida, Arecales, Arecaceae. The record is from RefSeq and is a predicted model, not a curated record.